Messenger RNA from Chondrus crispus (carragheen), 1763 nucleotides. RefSeq lists its product as hypothetical. Gene Ontology annotation, cellular component: Cul4-RING E3 ubiquitin ligase complex; nucleus. NCBI's taxonomy places the organism in Eukaryota, Rhodophyta, Florideophyceae, Gigartinales, Gigartinaceae. The transcript is spliced from 2 exons. Gene Ontology annotation, molecular function: zinc ion binding; protein binding; damaged DNA binding. Bases 1 to 1617 code for a protein of 538 amino acids. The record is from RefSeq and is a predicted model, not a curated record. Gene Ontology annotation, biological process: response to UV; DNA repair.
AUGUCUCACCCGACCCCUCUCCCCGCCGCCGGCGACGCGCGCACCACGUACAUCCUGCAGAAAAGGUACAAUUCCGUCGGCUGCUACGUCUGCAAGUCGCACACCCACACACACCACGCCUGCCCCACCCGCCCGUGCUACCUGUGCAAGCGCGUGGGCCACCUCUCGCACGCGUGCCCCUUCCGUCUCAAACCCGGCGCGCAUCUCUCCCGCCGCCGGGGCCCCACCACCUCCGCCGCCGCCUUCCUCAAGUCGCGCGAGGUCGGCUCCGCUCGCUCGCCGGCCACCGUUGCCCUGCGCGACCGCCAGUUCGACGCGAGCGUCGCGCGCUGCGUGCGCCGCGCCCACCAGAAGCGCAUCACGGCCGCCGAGUGGCACCCGGCCGGCGCCCACUUCGUCACGGGCGACAAGGCCGGCAUCGUGCGCGUGUGGGCCGUCGGCGACGUCCGCCUCGGCGACCCGCUCGGACACGCGCUGCCGGCCGCCGCCCCCAGCGCCGCCUACGUGCACCAUUGCAACGUCACCGCCUUCGCGUUCGGGCCCGCAGGGGACGAGGCCUACAGCUGCGCGUCGGACGGCGUCGUGCAUAGGCUCGCGCUGGAGCUGGCCGGCAGCUCCGCACAGCAGGAAAGGCUGGAGGAGGGCGUCAGUGGCAGGGACGAGGUGCUCAACAUGAACCCCGAGGGAUGGCAUGGGCAGCACAAUUUCAAGAUGGGGUACAGCUUGGCGCGCGCCGGCAACGCGUUGUACAUCGGGGAUAGUGUCGGCCAUUUGUGGCGCGUGGACCCGCGGGAGGGCGGCGAGAAGGGGCAUUGCUGGCGGUUGCACAAGAGCAAAGUGACGUGCGUGGACGUUAACGUCGCGGGGGGGAAUCUGGUGGCGACGGCGAGCAAUGACCGGCGCGUGUGCGUGUGGGACGCGCGGCGGAUGGAGCGCGGCGCCGAGCUGGGGUGGUUCGAGCACGGGCGCGUCGUGAGCAGCGCGUACUUCUCGCCGAACACGGGGUCCAAGCUGCUGAGCACGUCCAUGGACAACCGGAUCCGCCUGUGGGGCGAUGUGCACGGCUUCGUGGGCGACGUGAACGCGCGCACGGAUGUGGAGCCGGUCGAGAUGAUUCACUCGCACGACUUCCAUCGACACCUCAACGCGUUCCGGGCAGUGUGGGACCCCAAGGACUGGCGCGACGACCUGUUCAUGUGCGGGCGCAUGAUGGGCGACGCGUACGUGGAUGAGGGCGGGCGCGAGGUGCUGCUGCACCCGGUGGAUAUGUUCGCGGCAAGCUCCGGGCAGGUCGUGCACUCGCUCAUCGACCCCGCCGUGACGCUCAUCUGCACCACCAACCGCUUCUCGCCGGUGGCGGACGGCGUGCUCACGGUCGCGUCCGGCGACGUCGUGCUGUGGACGCCGCCGCCGAGGGGGGAAGAGCGGCGGCGACGUGGUGGCGGGGCUUGGGGGUACAGGCGUGGGGGUGAGGGAGACGACGACGACGACGACGACGAGAGCGAUGGCGAUGAGGCGGAUGAGGAGGAGCCGCCGUCAAAGAAGAAGCGCAAGACGGCCGUCGUGGCGAAGAGAAGGACGCGGGCCGUGACGAAACGGAAAGCAGGGUCGACGUGAAGGCGGGCGCAACUCGCAGUGGUGGGAAGAGAACGUUGGCAGGAAUAAAAGUGGCGUUACGCGCCGACUCGGAUUAUACAGUACAGGAAUAAGAACAACAAGAUCGUACUCGCUACACGAUCAGUUAAAAAAAGGCUCUCUCCCAA